UUUCUUAAUCCCUCUUCAAAUUUCCAGACCCACUUUGUUUUGCAAUGUCUUUUCCCCUUUACCGCCAAUAAAUCUUAAUCUUCAUCGUUUCUCGUGCAUGCAUAUGAAUGAGUAAGUUUGAUUCUUCCUCUGCCGUCAUCGAAUCUGCCAUGGAAGAUACCUCCGGUCCCCGCCAAAACCUACCUGGGAAGGGCCGCCACCGCCCCUCCCCGACCACCACCACCGUCAGCACCACAACCACCGGGGACUCCGACGGAGAAGUGGAGGCGGCCGAACAAGGCGACCCCAAGGCGUGGGCAGCGUUUAACAAGAGCUUCCGGCAGGUGCAGUCGGUGUUGGAUCGUAACCGCCUUCUGAUUCAGCAGGUGAACGAAAACCACCAGUCUAGGAUUCCCGACAAUAUGGUGAAGAACGUGUCCUUGAUUCAGGAGCUCAAUGGAAAUAUCUCCAAGGUCGUCUCUCUUUACUCUGAUCUCAAUUCUAAUUUCUCCACCAUGUACCAGCAACGCGCCGAUAAUCGUAACGGAAGACCUGAGAAAUGAAGGGCGUGAAGGAUUAUGAUCAAAUUCGUUCCUGUAAUUUCCAGUUUACUCUCUUGAUAUAAGUUCAGGGUUGAUGAGUUCUGUAAUUGCUAGCAAUUCUCUAGCUGUGUUCGUGUCCCUAGAAAUAAAAUAUUUGUUAACUUUGGAUAGUUGGUUAUGUCUUCCAGUGGCACUUCGUAAUAUUUAUUGAACAAUUUUGAUGCUAA
Molecule: messenger RNA, 748 nt
Organism: Neltuma alba
Lineage: Eukaryota; Viridiplantae; Streptophyta; Magnoliopsida; Fabales; Fabaceae
Product: protein EARLY FLOWERING 4
Exons: 1
Coding region: 108-542 (144 amino acids)
Biological process (GO): entrainment of circadian clock; positive regulation of circadian rhythm
Cellular component (GO): nucleus
Source: RefSeq, a predicted model, not a curated record